UCGUUGCGUUAGCGUAAGUGCUGUGGUGAGCUGAAUGAGAUGAACUUCGUUUGUUAGCCUUCGGAAAACAACCAAGUUUGCGGAUUGGAAUGUGAUACGCUUUGGUGUAGGGCUUGUUGGAUAUUCCUGGAUCGGUGUUUAAUAGAGAGAACUCAUUUGCCUUCAUUGCAAUAAGUAGUCCCUAAAGCGGAACCUUCAUUUGUUUAUAAGAGAGAAAUAAAUUCUCCAGAAAAAAAAUUGCGCUUCGACUCCAGUCCCAAUCAAUUUUGCUGUAGAAGUGGGGUGUUGUUUUAAACAUUGCCCUCACUGGCUGGUGCUGAUCUCUGCAUAAUGCUUUUCUGUUGGUCUGGUAUUCGAAGCUUUCCUAAGCUUUGGAAGAUCAAUCCUUACCUUUCGCUAGGCCCAGGGCACCCUUCUCUCUUUCUCUUGGUUGACUGUGGCAUCAGGAAUCAACAGAGAUGGUUUUCUCUUAAAACUAUGUCUCCACAAAAUACCAAAGCAACGAAUCUGCCCAUUGCCAAAGCCAGAUAUCUCAGGAAAGGAUAUGGGGGCAGUAAGAAGCAGGUUCCUUCUGAUUCACCUCAUCUUUUUGCAGCUGGAGCAGCUAAAAAGCGAUCACAGAUGAAUAAUCCUCAAAGUAAGGAUCAUGCCUUGCCACCUGUGAGGAACACCAUUCAACUCCCAACAAAACCUUUGAAUUCAGAGGAGUGGGAUAAACUUAAGGAAGAUUUCAUAGGAAAGGCUAAUUUUGAAGACCUGGUCAGUUCACGGAUGGCUCAGUGCCAUAGCUCUGUAGAUGUGGCUAAAUCUCUGCUGGCAUGGGUAGCAGCAAAAAACAAUGGAAUUGUAGGCUAUAAUUUACUAGUCAAGUAUUUACAUCUUUGUGUUGUUCAUAAGCAAACAUCAGAAGUUAUUGAUGUCUAUGAAAUCAUGAAAGCCAGAUACAAGAGUUUAGAAUCUGGGGGUUACACUCUUCUCAUCCGGGGAUUAAUCCACUCAGACAGAUGGAAAGAAGCUUUGCUACUGUUAGAAGAUAUAAAAAAAGUCAUGAUCCCUUCAAAAAAGAACUAUGGUGACUGUAUCGAGGGAGCCCUCCUUCAUCAGGAUGUGACUACAGCUUGGAAUUUGUAUCAGGAAUUGCUAGGUCACGAUCUUAUUCCUAUGAUGGAAACUUUAAAAGCCUUCUUUGAUUUUGGAAAAGACAUAAAGGAUGAUCACUAUUCAAACAAGCUACUAGACAUUCUUUUAUAUCUAAGAAGUAAUCGGCUGUACCCUGGGGAAUCUUUUGCACACAGUAUAAAAACAUGGUUUGAAAGUAUUCCUGGGAAGCAAUGGAAAGGACAAUUCACCACAAUCCAGGAAAGUGGUCGGUGUUCAAGCUGUGGAAAAACCAUUGAGUCUAUUCACCUGAGUCCAGAAGAGUAUGAAUUUCUCAAGGGAAAAAUCAUGAGGGACGUGAUAGAUGGAGGUGACCAAUACAAAAAGACAACACCUGGGGUGAGUACAAUAGGCUUUAUUGUAUUCUUGGUUUGCUUAUCUAGAUCAGGGACCUGCAGUUUUUUCCUAUAAAGGCCAGAUAGUAAAUAUUUUCAGCUUUGUAGGUCAUACAAUCUC
Molecule: messenger RNA, 1614 nt
Organism: Castor canadensis (American beaver)
Lineage: Eukaryota; Metazoa; Chordata; Mammalia; Rodentia; Castoridae
Gene: Prorp
Product: protein only RNase P catalytic subunit
Biological process (GO): mitochondrial tRNA 5'-end processing; tRNA 5'-leader removal
Cellular component (GO): mitochondrial ribonuclease P complex; mitochondrion
Molecular function (GO): protein binding; ribonuclease P activity
Source: RefSeq, a predicted model, not a curated record